GGGCUCGGCUUAUUAGUUUCUGGCGUUCUCGUUGUUACGUUCUCUGCUCACUCCUGCUUAUUUGAUUUGUCUGGAAUGUGACUGUUCUAUUCGCCUGGAUGGAAUUUCACAUUGACCCCCUCUCACCCUUCUUGCACCCCCUCUUCUGCUUUGCAUGAGGUUUGAAACGCAGCUCUUGUUUGGCUGUCCUUUUCCUUGUCGGACUUUUCCUUUCACCGGCUCUCGGUUUUCCUGCCUGCAGACAGCUCCUGUGAUCCUAACGUUCCCCCAGACCCCUUUUCCGUCCCAUAGGCUGUACAAUUCCACCGCCACCACUGUGUGAGUUUUGUCUCCUCCGCGCCCGUUUGCAUGCAUGGUCAUCCAUUUCGAGUCAUUUAGCCUUCCUCAAACGCUCGAGAGGCACUCUAACAUCUCAGCAUAAUUUCCGCACUCACACCUUCCUUUUUGGGUCCAAUGUCAUUUUCUACAUGGAAUUCCGCUGAAAAUCGUGUUUAGCUGAUUUCUUUUGGAAAGAAUCAGCCCGGCACAUUUGGCCCAAUAUCGCACCUCUUUUUCUGAGAAGGAGUUGCUGCCGAUAUUCUUGUUGACACUGGCUGGCCAAUGUCCGAUGUUUUGUUUUUCGACGAUGGCUUUCACACCGUAACCAACUAGACAUAGAGACACGGAAUCACUCUAGAUUAGCGUUUCUCAGACCCGAUUAGCACCAAUGUUGUGAGGGGAAUUAGCCAGGGUCUCGUUGUAGGUAUUCAUUUCCAAGUUGUUUUCGCCUCCUGUCCAAACUAUUUCUCAACUUUGUAUCGACGGUAAUUCGACAAAUGCCCCCCUGUGGCGUCAUAGUAGCCAAACAUUGGAAGCUUGGACCACUGUAAGAUCACGGUUCAUUGAUCUCUGGGUUAUCAGUGUUAAAAGUGGCUUUGCACAUCUACUCAUAACUGAAUGUUUCACUCAGUGACCACUGGUUAGUUCUCGUGCUAGACCCUGAAAUUGGGUGGUCAGUCUCAUGCUUGGAUCUGCCUACCUGCCAACAGUUAACAUCUUGAUUGAUAGUGAAUGCCCCAUCAGGCUGACAGUACAGGUACUGGCUAAAAACCCUGAUACAUGUUUCGCCAAUUUUGUGCAGCUGUGAGGGGGUUCGGUUCAUCAGCGAGUCCCCCAGCGUCCCCCGUGUGCUUUCUGGUACUUGAACUUCGGUUUUCAUACCGUCUAGUUGCAUUUCCGUGGUAAUUAAUACGCGAACCUGAAGUAAAUCCAUUGGGAAAAAACCGUUUUUGGGCUGGACCCGGAACUUGACAGGAAUAUUUUAGCAGGAAUCCACCAGCUACUACGUAAUAUUCACAAACUUCUAACAGACAGCCAGUAGUAUGCACGUAAUGAAUGACCCACCAUAAUGUCAGCACAGGUACUUGCUAGACAACCUGACAAAUAAUGUAUGCCUGCCCGGGGUCUGCCGUUGCCCACUGCGGCACUGUGCGACUCGUUGCGCUGCGACACCGUUUGACCAUAGAUUCUAGUCUCAGGUAACGGGCCACCCCGGUGUUUCUGCUAUAUGCGUUAGCACCCUCAAAAUAGUUACUUGGACAUUAAACACCUACUGCCACUCGUGAACUUUUGGGCCCGUCUGUGCAUUCGAUAACUGAGUCUACUUAGGACAUGAAUCAAUUACAUGCCGCACUUUUCGGUUGUGCAGGUUGCAUACUCAUUCACUACAUCCAAUCGGGUGUUCAGUCGCCUCUAAUUACUUUUUUAACUGGAAUUCGGUGGGAGUGCGUCGUCCAGUGUUGCUCGGGUCAUGUCUCUGAUUGUCCAGCUCCCUUCAUCUGGGUGAGAAUGGACCUCGUCGACCAUUGCGAUUAAAAUACUGCGUCAAACACCGAAAUGGCUGGCCUUAUUGCGUCAAUAAUCUUAUGUCGUCCCGCAAACUAUGGUCCGGAAGAAAUCAGAGGGUCACUUUUUCUGACGAAGUGUAGUUCGUGGCGCCGCAGUUGCGUGUCGACCCUGGAGACACCGGCAAGGGUACGAGUCAGGGAACCGGUCGGCCUCAUCAGUCGUCCUUAUUGGGGUCAGAGCGAUGUUGACGCCGCCUAUGUAACGGUAGCCUUCGUUGGAACAAACGGACUUAUUGGCGAAGCGCAAAGCACCCAAUUUCGUCACCAGCCAUGUAUGUCACUGGAUGCUAGUGAAAUCGCUCGGGUUCCCCUUACCAUAGUCUAGACCUCGCGCAUUUCGUCACCGACGAUGAUGUAAUGGCAGUCCUCUGGGAGGCAUGUGCGUGUGGUGCUGAGGGGCCACCUGUUCAUCUGACGGGAAGUGUGCGCUCGCAAAGCUGCACACUCGUCGUUGGUCCCGAAACCCAACUUUCUACCGUGACCUAAAUUCACUGCAGCAUGCGCGGCGGUCAUGCUCCUCCUUCCAACCGCGUUCUGUAUUCGAACUUGUUUUCGAUGAAGAUCAUGCAAUUUUCGGCCGCCUAUGAGGCUUUACUAUUAUCCUCUGUCAUUGGAGAAUGCUUUCCUAUCUGUUUUGACAUUUAAGGCUCAGCAAAUGUUUCUACAGUUAUCAAGAGGGAUACUAAUUCCACUUAUUUAUUGCGUUUCAACUUUCCUCCCACGAAAAGGUGACUUUUCUGCUUCGACAGUCUAGUUACUUUGCCGAGUCGGCACCAUUUCCUCUUACCCACAGGACUUUCGUUACGUUGUAAAAGAGUGAUGUCGCUCGUUGACUAUGCGCCUGGUUAGAUGUAGCAAAGUUAAUUUCCCCUUCUAUUGUCUGAGACGCUUUUCUGACGUUGAGAUGACAGUGGUUUUGUGAUUCACCUCCUCCCCCUCCUCUAUGCUGCGUAUUCUGCCCCAGCAGAUGUCCCUAUCCCUGUGAAGGUUGUCUGCAUCAAACUGCUGUCCUCUGGUUUACAUUCGCCGUAGAAUUAACCCCCCUCCCGCCUACUCCUAACUGCAGGCUAAUAGUUGAGGCAACUUUUUUUCUUCUCAGGCCUCGCGCCUCUAACCCCCUCUUGGCUUUCUUUUUCCCCCUCAUCGUGACUCGCCGACUAUGUUUUGAUGCUGGGAAGUCGCGUAUUCUCCUGUCUCUUUUUCAUCUCCCUCCCCACUCUUUGCCUAAUUCUCCUGCUCAUCGGUCUAUGUAGGCGUUAGCAGCGGCCGUCGCCGCUGCCUCGGCAGCCUCGGGGAACAUUGCGACAGCGACCCAACAGCAGCAGCAGCAACAACAACAGCUUCAUCUGUUACUGCGGCUCCAGCAACAGCAGCAGAACGGUCCCACUGCGGCGACGGCAGCGGCCGCGAUUGCGAACCUCUACGCAGAGGCCUCCAUGGGCGGUGGCGGCGCCAUGAGGGCAGCAGCAGCAGCUGUGACGACCUCACCCUCCGGCGGUGGUUUAACGACGACGCAAUCAGUAACUGACGCAAAUGCAGCAGCGGCCGCCGCCGCCGCCGCGGCGACUAGCCCUUCGCCGGUCUUGGCCGCCAUUGCCGCUGCGCGGCAACAGCAGCAGCAACAGCAGGAACAGUUGCAAAAGCAGUUGGCGGCUGUGCAGGUGAGUGUGAGCCCGGUGUCUUGAUUCGCCACCUCCUGCAUAAAUUACGUUGCUGACGAUAUGCGUUUGUCGCUGUAGUACGUUCGGUUUCACUUGAAGUUCGUUGCAUGCUGCUGCCCAAGACAAGCAGUCCUGGAUUAGCCCCACCCGAAUUGUCUGUGGGGGGGAAUCUGUCUUGCGCUUCAGUAAGCGGACUUUUUGGUUAGCUUGGGCAUUAAUUUUAUGCGCCACCUGUCGUUGGUUUUUUACACUAGUUUUUGGCUGUGCUUGUAUCUUCCUGACCGGCAUCUUCCUUUGGACCGUUGUACGAUAUUGCCAUUGCAUACUUUUUACGAGACGCACAUUCUUCGGUGGCGUAUAACAUGUUUUAAGCCGCUUUCUGUAUCUGACGAAUUUGACCUAUGACAACAAGCAAAAGCACAUGUUCCCAGAGACAUUUGGGGGGAAAAAGACACAGUUGCCCCAGUCCAAAAUGUCAGACGAACUAAAUUUAUUCCGGCGCUCGCGUCCUUUUCCCUUCUUAGUCGUUUUUUGCAAUCCUCCGAAAAAGCGAGCGUGCUUUGAGUGGAAAGUCGGCUGUAAGGCUGCUGAGGGUACUUAUAGCACUACCAGGAUAUUUAGUGAGACUAUUGCCAAUAAAAUACACAACGAGACCUUGCUUCAAACAAAUUUAACGAUAGCUAACACAGCCAUGGAGGUAGUGGUUGCUGCGGGCCCCUCCUAUCCCAGGACAGAAUUUAAAGCCUUCGUUCUUUUGAAAUUGUCCUGUGCUUUUUGCUCACAGCAAAGGUGAUUCACUUUUGCAUCGUACUAUAAUGCACAAAGAAGAAUACGUUCUUUUUGUCAUUGUCGUCGUUCAACGCACUGCCUUCGCAAAAAUAAAGUUCCACUGAAAGUCAUAGUCACUGUUCGGUGGUUUUAAUCGGACGUCAACCAUAGCCGCCUCAAAUGACCCUCUGAAUGGAUCGCGACGGGCAGCUACCUGCACGUAGCACAAGUUAUCGACACAACGGAUCCAAUCCUUUUGCCUGCCAACGUCGGACGAAGUGCCUCACGUGGCGCCAUUUAGAAGCUGAACUAGCUGGCCUGUGAAGCUCUGCCUCAUCCGCCAUAUCCACCGGACUUGUCACUUCCAGACUGUCGGUUUUUAAAUACUCGAAUCACUUCACUCGAGGAGAUGAAACUUCAGAUGAAAAUGUUUUGGGGAAUUCUCCGGCUCCAGAAUUCUUCGGAAGUAGUAUCAACAAGCUCCUGUCCAGUCGGCAUAGGUGUUUGGUUGCCAUCGUAAAUUGUCCAGUUAUUAACGUCUUCCCUCAACAAGUAUUCAAAUUUAACCAUCAACGAUUGACAUAUUUUACGCCAUAUUAUGCGUCAGCACGGCUGUCACGGUCGACAUACAUGGUAUUGCGUUCAUAAUGCUCGAUGAAAACCAGCACUGUCUGAACAAUGUGGUUGUGACUUGCGCGCCAGUAAGUUUUGUUUUGGUGAGGGCACUUCGGACAGCAGCUACCUCGCUCUCUUUCCACACAACACCUGAUGGUUAAGCAGCAUUAAAAAACGACUGCGAAUGGACAUGGAGUCGGCGGCUGACGAGACCGAAUCCACGACUGCGCCUGCCACGCACGGAGACCUGUCGUCGGAAAAAUAGUUUCUACAUUGGGAAGGAGUCUAUGCAUUCUAACCCUCGCUGCAGAGUCGGGCAACCUUUCAAGCCACGACUUUUAGGGCGACGCAGGAUUCUGGUGCCUGUCGCAGUUAUUUUGGUGAGAGGAGCCUGUGCUAUACGCUUAUAUGUCCGACAGAUGUGCUUUUUCGCUCUCCUAUCAAAUAUCGGUGGCAAGUCCAAGUCAAGCCGACUGGAACUGCAGACAGGCUUGGUGGCUGAAGUUGGGAGGGGGGGGGGAUUAAAGUCACGUCCAAAACAUGGCAUACGCUUCUCUUUCUCCCCUUUGAUGCCAGCGCAAUACCUCAAGCCGUUAUGGCCCCCGGCACACCAAAAACACACUUUUUGCAACCUUUGUUUGUUGAAAGAGUCUCUUGUUUUAAAAUCAGGCAUAGACAGCAGAAUUUAUUGGAACCAGUAAAUUUCGCGACAGCUUAUCAACUGCAGCCUGUCGUUGCAUAACACAGAUAACAAGUAAGAAAGAUACAGAGGUUUGAACUUCCACAGAGGAAAUCAAUGUAACACGGCAAGGUCAUCGUAUACAGCACGUAGACUAAUAAAUAAAAUGGUAAUUUGAAAACGCAACAUAGCAAAGAAAAUGGGAAGUUUAUACGCCGAGGUACGCCGAGGGAUUUCGUGAAUCAAAAGGACUCAGAUCUACCAGGGCAAGCUGAGGCUGACCACGUGGUCUAACUGUUCACAUAGGUCGGGUUUCUCCCGCCGUAUAUAGGCUGCCUCCAGGUAGCGCAGUAACCGAGUUGUUCGUGCUCGAACUCAUACUCUAAAAGAUGUUUUGGGGUCAACCGAAUGACCGCUAUGAAGGAGGUGUUUUGUAAUAAAAGACCGUGGAAUCUUAUUCUCCUGCUUUAGAAGCUAUUUAGGCGCGUGCUCAACUGAACUGGCUACCAGCUGCCUUUGCGUUCGCCCAAAGUACUUGCAUCCACAAGUGCAUGUAAAUUCGUAAACACAAUUUGACGUAGCAUACAAUGGCAAGGCAUCCUUCGACCGUUGAACUUCGAUAGUCUUAGUAGGGCUGCGGAAUAUGAGUUCAGCUGAGUUGUAUGUUCUUUCAAUGGCGCAUCUCAAUCGCCGCUUGAUGGUAUUUUAUAUGUUGUCACUCUUAAAGGGUAAGGAUAUUACAAUGGGCCUUUUCGGAACUGAUUGCUCCGUCAAUUUUGGCCGUAGAAUGUUGCUAUACCUUUCGAUGAAUCGUGUUGGAUAUCUCCGUUUAAGCCUGCUUCAAAUUCAUUCCGGGGAAAUAUUGCUUCAAGUUCCUUGUUUGUAUCUUUGUCCAUCCCGAUAGGCUGCCGGGGGCUCCUCGUUGGUUCAGCAGCAGCAACAGCAACAGAAACUUCUGGCUCUUCACGCCCUUAGCGCUGCUGCCCAACAACAACAACAGCAGCAACAACAACAACAAGUGCAGAAGCAGCAACUGGGCGUUUCCACCUCGUCCGCCGAAGUGAUGGCUGCUCUGAACUCUGCCGCCAUCCAACAGCAGCAGCAACAACAACAACAGCAACAACAAAUGGCAGCUGUGCAGGCACUCUAUCAGAAUCAGCAACAGGCAGCCCUGGAGGCCCUGCUGUUGCAGAAUCAACAGGCCAACCUCCUCAAACGGUUCUUGCGGCUGUCGUAG
Molecule: messenger RNA, 6846 nt
Organism: Spirometra erinaceieuropaei
Lineage: Eukaryota; Metazoa; Platyhelminthes; Cestoda; Diphyllobothriidea; Diphyllobothriidae
Source: the annotation of a GenBank genome assembly